This is a messenger RNA of Dreissena polymorpha, 2998 nucleotides long. RefSeq names its product sushi, von Willebrand factor type A, EGF and pentraxin domain-containing protein 1-like. The transcript is spliced from 10 exons. NCBI's taxonomy places the organism in Eukaryota, Metazoa, Mollusca, Bivalvia, Myida, Dreissenidae. The coding region runs from base 621 to 1958 and encodes 445 amino acids. The record is from RefSeq and is a predicted model, not a curated record.
CAGCUCCAUGUCCGUCAUUGACGAACCCCUUACAUGGAAGUCACAAUAUUACGGUAGACGGAGCAAUCACUAAGGCGAAAUUCACGUGCGACACCGGGUACUCGCUUAGCGGAAAUGACACCCGUGUGUGCCAGGUGAACGGAUUGUGGACAGGGGCAACUCCAUCAUGUACGUGCACGACCCCUCCUGAUCCGGCCAACGGCAGCGUCACUGUUUCCAAUGACGGACUGACGGCAAACUACAUCUGUGACACGGGCUACAUCAUAUUCGGUUCCAAAACCCAGACGUGCAACGCUGCCAAAAACACAUGGGGCGGAUCAGCUCCGAUUUGUAAUAAGUGCGAUACUUUAACAACGCCAUCCAACGGCAAUGUUUCGUUAACAAGUGACGGCAACACAACAUACGCACAGUUCGUUUGCGCCGAUCAAUAUUUUAUUCAAGGGAGUGCAACGUCCUCCUGCUUGAGUUCGGGAAAGUGGAGCAACGAGGUCCCAGUUUGCUAUUGCAGCGACCCCGUUGUUCCAUCCCACGGUGCGUUUGUAGUGAACAAAGACCGCUUAUUGGUGGAAUACACGUGCAUCACAAACUACUCUCUGAAAGGGGCCCGCACGCGCUACUGCAUGGACCAGGGAAGGGGCUGGUCGGACUCGGACCCUGAAUGUGUACAAUGUUCAACUAUUUCACCUCCAAGCGACGGCAAGUUGUCGUCUGCAGUUUCAAACGGCACCUUCACCAUAGCAACUUUCCAGUGCAACAAGGGCACCACUAUGAAAGGUGGUGACAUGGCAGUGUGUCUGGAUACAGGAAACUGGUCGCCGCCGACGCCAACUUGUGUUAAGUGUGCCGAUCCGCCAAACCUCGGUACUGGAAGCUACGCAUAUAUCUCCGACGGCAAAAUCACAUCUCUGACGGUAAUGUGUGAGGUCGGAUCCACCGUCAGCGGCAGCGUUAACGGGAGGUGUGACACAAACGGGACCUGGAUAUUCGCGACGUCUAUGUCGGCAUCUUGUGCUUCCUGCGGCGCACCACCAGAUCCUGUCGGGGGAAGUUUCAAGCUGAUGACUAACGGAACAUCGACGCGUGGAGAGCUAAUGUGCAACACCGGUUACGUCAUCCAAGGAGGGUCGGCCUCCGUGCUGGAUUGUCUGAGUAACGGCUCGUGGAGUCAGUCAUCGUCGUCGUCGGCAGAAUGCGUGCCUUUAAAAUCCGUGGCGGAGGCGUCCGGCUCUGACCGGCUACUUCCAGCGUUGAUCGCCCUGGCGGUGCUGUGUGGUGUACUGGUGGUGGCCGUGGGGGCACUCGUCAUAAAGGUCGUUAAGUGGAGAACAGAUAAAGGCGUAACAAAGAACGGCCACGCCCAGGUGAACGGGUUUCCUGUUUCGCACGCGCCAUUUGACCACUCACAACACGUGAUGGACAACAGAGUGGUACCGCCCCUCUUCAAAACCAAGACUGAUCUUGACAGUUUCAGAAGUAAGCCCGAUUCGACAACAACGCAAACAACAUCCAGGAUGACGACAGCAGUGAGUUCCGGGAACUUGUUGCUACAUCUGAUCAAGGAGACGACGAGCAGCUCCAUCUACCACGAUCAGCCGUCUCCCUGGAACGUGGUCAGCUUCCGGGGCAAAGAGGGCACCCCUAGUAAUGACCAUAGCAACCAUCUCGGGCAGGAGCACGAUGUUGACAAGAAAAGCAAGAAACAUAAAAAGCGAUCAAAAAGGAAGCUUCUCCAAGGAACCACAAGCAACGAUCUAGGUCGGACGACCCCGAUAACUAGUCGGACUAGUCCGUCAGUAGAGAGGACACCUCGGACCGUGCCGGUACAGUCGCGGGAGCAUUCGUCUCUAGGGAGGCCUGGACAAUCUACUACACCGGUACUGCAACACCACAUCGGUAGCUCGGCACAACACGAGCUGAAUACCACCCCCAGGUCUGGCCUUAUACCCACCGUCCAUUAGUAGACUGUAAAAGGGGAUUAUGUGUGUGGAUAGAGCGGACUCUUAACAUCAUACCAAGUAAAAGCUAGAAUAUCGCAUGCGUUACAUAGCAGAUAUUUGCAAAGUUUUUAGAAAUGACUCAUAUUUGUUUAAUUAAUCAACUGACUGACAUGUGUGAACAUUAUAUAAGACAUGAUACCACUUUGAAAAGAGAAGCAUGCAUAGAAGCUCCUUAUAUUUGUAUUUCAUUCAAACGCCUACUCAGAUACCAGCAACUCAUAUGACUGACGAAGACUUAGCGAUGCUAAGCUCGUUCAAAUCGUGCACAGCCAAGAAUAAUGUGAACUCGCGUUCUUUACAAAGAACAGGUACACUCUAGCAUAUUAAAUUAUGCAAUAUAAUCCAAAAAUACGUGUAAAGUAGACUGAUUAUGACCAGAUCGAUCUGCAUAUUAAUAACAUAAUUAGGGUUUGUCUUCUAGAACACUGCAGUUGUGAUAUGUUAUGAACUCCCUUCCAAACACAAUUUGAACUCUAUGCUGUAUCGACUUUCUUUUAUUUUAACCCUCUACAUGUUUUGUUAAAUAAAGUUGUGUUUAUUGUUAAUAACACUAUUAUGUAUUAGUUAUCAAUAGACAACGUAUGAUUGUAAUUUAACAUUUCGCUUGAUUACCCGCGCGAGCGUGUGUGUGUGUGUGGGUGUGUCGGGAUAAAUCUGCCGAAGCUACGUUAAGCAGCACUUAUUUCAUUACGGUUAACUACAAUUACGACUGCCAUCUCAAGAAAAUCCUUCCAGACAUGGAACACUUUUGUUUUGUUUAAGUAUUAUAUUAUGAAAAGUAGUAUCAUUGUCAUCUAUAUUUUGAAAAUCGUGUAUUCGUUAAGGCUAUAAUAAUAAUGUAUUACAUAAAAAAGUAAAAUCAACAACGGGAAAAUUAUUGUUCACGUGGCUCGGCUUUCAUCACGAGGUUGGUUAAAGCUAAGUUCAGAACCAGUCAAAUCUCAGCGCGGCGGUUGCAUUAAACCUCGACAGAAAUCUGAUUUUCACAGUGGCCAAUUGCA